AUGGCGUGGCCGUGCAUCACGCGAGCCUGCUGCAUCGCCCGCUUCUGGAACCAGCUGGACAAGGCGGAUAUCGCCGUGCCGCUGGUUUUCACCAAGUACUCGGAGGCCACCGAGCACCCGGGUGCCCCGCCGUCGCACCAGCAGCCGGCGCCCGCGCCCCCCUCGGCGCGCACGGUCGCCAUAGAAACACAGCCGGCCCAGGGCGACGGGGAUGCGGUUGCCCGGGCAACAGGGCUGGCGCCGGGGCCUAGCGGAGAACGAGAGGCUGGGGCCUCCUCUGGCCGGAGCGGACCGGGCCCAACCUCUGGCUCCGGCUCCACCUCCAGCGCGGGUCCCGCGGACUCGGUGAUGCGGCAGGACUACCGCGCCUGGAAGGUGCAGCGGCCUGAGCCGAGCUGCCGGCCGCGGAGCGAAUACCAGCCUUCGGACGCGCCCUUUGAGCGCGAGACCCAGUACCAGAAGGACUUCCGCGCCUGGCCGCUGCCGCGCCGCGGGGACCACCCGUGGAUUCCCAAGCCCGUGCAGAUCGCCACUUCUUCCCAGGCGGCAGUGCCUGCGCUCCGUGCCCCCCAGCGCCGACCUCAGAGCCAGGAGCGCUGGCCUGUGCAGGCCGCCGAGGCCUCGGAGCAGGAGGCGGCCCCUGGCGGAGCAGGUGUCCUUGCGGCUGGAAAAGCGUCCGGUGCAGAUGAGCGCGACACUCGCAAGAAGCCCGGGCCGGCCUGGAUGGUGCGGCGCGCCGAGGCGCUGGGGCAGGAGCAGACGCCGCUGCCCGCGGCUCAGGACCAAGUCCAGGCCACUGGCCCCGAGGCGGGCAGAGGGCGUGCGGCGGCCGACGCGCUCAACAGGCAAAUCCGCGAGGAGGUGGCGAGUGCAGUGAGCAGCUCCUACAGGAAUGAAUUCAGAGCAUGGACGGACAUCAAGCCUGUGAAACCCAUAAAAGCUAAGCCUCAGUACAAGCCUCCAGAUGAUAAGAUGGCUCAUGAGACCAGCUACAGUGCCCAGUUCAAAGGGGAGGCCAAUAAGCCAACCCCAGCUGACAAUAAGGUCAUUGAUCGCAGAAGAAUACGCAGCCUCUAUAGCGAGCCCUUCAAGGAACCUCCAAAGGUGGAGAAACCUAGUCUCCAGAGCUCCAAACCAAAAAAGACCUCAGUGAGCCAUAAGCCCCCGAGGAAGGCCAAAGACAAGCAGGGGGCGACGGGCCGGGCGUCCAAGAAGAAGAGCGUGGAGGGUGCGCGCACCGCCCCGCCCGCCGCCGACAAGGAGCAGAGCGCAGAGAUGAACAAUAAGCUGGCUGAGGCUAAAGAGAGCCAGGUCGAACCCACCAGGGAUUCACCUAAGAAUCAAGGUCCUGUAGCCACAGAGCCAGACAAGGAUCAAGGUCCAGUGGGCCCAGGGCCUCUGAAAGAUCAAGGUCCUGGGAUCCAAGAGCCUUCAAAGGGUCAAGGCCCCACAGCCCCAGAGCCUCUGAAGGAUCAAGCUCCUGUGGUCCCGGGGCCUCUGAAGGAUCUCGGUCCCAUAGUCCCUGCAUCACUUAAGGAUCAAGAUCGCACAGUCCCUGAGCCUUUAAAGAAAGAAGGUUCUGUGAUCCCAGCACCAGUCAAGGACCAAGAUUCCUUGGACCCCAUGCCUCUAAAGAAUCAAAGUCCUAUGGUUCCAGCAAGAGUUGAAGAUGAAGGUUCUGUGGUACCAGAGCUUCUGAAGGAUCAAGGCCCCACGGCCUCUGCACCUGUCAAGGACCAAGGUCCCAUGGUCCCAGCACCUGUCAAGGACCAAGGUCCCAUGGUCCCUGAACCUGUGGAUCAAGGCCCCAUGGUCCCAGUACCUGUGGAUCAAGGCCCCAUGGUCCCAGCACCUGUCAAGGACAAAGGUCCCAUGGUCCCAGCACCUGUCAAGGACCAAGGCCCCAUGGUCCCAGCACCUAUCAAGGACCAAGGUCCCAUGGUCCCUGAACCUGUGGAUCAAGGCCCCAUGGUCCCAGCACCUGUCAAGGACCAAGGCCCCAUGGUCCCAGCACCUGUCAAGGACCAAGGCCCCAUGGUCCUAGCACCUGUCAAGGAACAAGGCCCCAUGGUCCUAGCACCUGUCAAGGAACAAGGCCCCAUGGUCCCUGAGCCUGUGGAUCAAGGGCCCAUGGUCCCAGCACCUGUCAAAGACCAAGGUCCCAUGGUCCCUGAGCCUGAUCAUGAUUCUGUGAUUGCAGCGCCUGUCAAGGAUCAAGGCCCCGUGGUCCUGGAGCCUGUCAAGAGUCAAGUUCCUAUAAUCCCGGUGCCUCUGAAAGAUCAAGAUCCUCAGGUGCCACCACCAGCAAAGGAUCAAGGUCCUAUGGUUCCUAAGCCUCUGAAGACUCAAGGUCUCAGGAGCCCUCAGCUGCCCACGGUCUCACCACCACCCCCAGUCAUGAUCCCAACUGUCCCCCAUGCAGAAUAUGUCGAUGGUUCCCCUUGA
Messenger RNA from Rangifer tarandus platyrhynchus (Svalbard reindeer), 2445 nucleotides. NCBI's taxonomy places the organism in Eukaryota, Metazoa, Chordata, Mammalia, Artiodactyla, Cervidae. The record is from the annotation of a GenBank genome assembly.